AUGCCACCUUAUACUCAAUACCAGUCCUCGAGUAAUCCGGAGGACUUGAGGCAAGAAAUGCCCCCCGUGUCAAUGACACCAAAUAGUGAUGAAUUUGAAGAAAAUGUUGGAAGUUGUCAUGAUGUUGAUGAAAUGUUCUUUGACAUAAAUGAAGAUUUGGAGGGUACCACUGUUGUCCCGGAUGAUGAGAGGACUAAAAGAGAUGAUGAUGGGAAGCCUGUGUAUCUGACUAUUGGUUGUGCCCGUGGUGGAAAGUACCAUCCUAAGCCAAACACUAAUAUCUCGAAGCCACGGGCAACAACUAAAAUGGGUUGUAAGGCCAAGGUAAAUGCAACGUUGAACAAAAAUGGGAAAUGGGUUUUCACCACUAUUAAGAAUUCUCACAACCAUAUUACUGUGAGCCCCAAGAAAAGUAAACUAUUGAAAUCUCACAAGCACCUAGAUCAAUACAGUCAAAGGAUCCUGGAGCUGAAUGAUAGAGCCGGUAUACGAAGGAAUAAGAACUUUUAUUCUCUUAUUGUUGACGUGGGGGGUUAUGAGAAUCUGGCUUUUCAAGAGAAAUAUUGUAGGAAUUACAUUGACAACGCUAGAUAUUUAAGGUUGGGCAAAGGAUGUAGUGAUGCACUUAAUGAGUAUUUCAAGAGAAUGAGAGAUCAGAAUGAUGGCUUCGUUUCUAACAUGGACGUGGAUGAUGAGGGAAUGCUACAGAAUGUGUUUUGGGCUUAUGCACAUAGUCGAGCCGCCUAUGAGUAUUUUGGAGUACAACGUAUCUAA
Carya illinoinensis is the source of this 774-nucleotide messenger RNA. RefSeq names its product protein FAR1-RELATED SEQUENCE 5-like. The coding region runs from base 1 to 774 and encodes 257 amino acids. The transcript is spliced from 3 exons. Lineage: Eukaryota; Viridiplantae; Streptophyta; Magnoliopsida; Fagales; Juglandaceae. The record is from RefSeq and is a predicted model, not a curated record.